Messenger RNA from Culicoides brevitarsis, 1028 nucleotides. RefSeq lists its product as uncharacterized. Gene Ontology annotation, cellular component: plasma membrane. The record is from RefSeq and is a predicted model, not a curated record. Gene Ontology annotation, biological process: angiotensin-activated signaling pathway. The transcript has 4 exons. Lineage: Eukaryota; Metazoa; Arthropoda; Insecta; Diptera; Ceratopogonidae. Bases 231 to 683 code for a protein of 150 amino acids.
GUUAUUUUUGGUAGGUUGAAAUAAACAACAAAAGACCAUCAUCAGAACAAGUGGUCGAAAAAAUACUUUUAAAACUCCCCAAAAAUAGUUCCUGCGAAAAAUCACCUAAAAAAGACAAAUUUGCAUUAAAAAACUCGCAUUUUCACCAAAAUUCGGUGACAUUCAAGAACCCAUCGAGGCAGUUAACUUACUUUUUUGUCAAUUUUUUUUCUUCUUUCGAAAAAAAGGACAUGGACGUACAAACGAUGUUAAAUACACCAUUAAUGCGUGUUAAGCUCGUUACAGUGGUGCAUGGAUUUCUACUUGUCAUGGCAAUGCAAGGUCAUUGGCUUCCUCAAGCAUACCUUUUCUACAACUUGAUAUUCGUCAUUUGUCUUUUGUGGUCCAUCCAUGCUCCGCUUUCCGUUGAAUCUACGCACUUUGCAGCUCUUAUCGAUCUCGCCAGUUUCUUCUUUGAUCUUAUUUGUAUCAUCGUGAAUAGCAAUUAUGGCAUUUUUUCGUUGAUUUUUGCCAUCAUAAAUCUCGCAGCGCGGCCCUUCUCGUUAAUCCUGCUGAACCGAGAGCUGAUCGAUCGCGGCGGAAGUUUACUCCCAAGCACAAAUCGUGUGAAUCAAACGUACGAAGACAUUGAUCGCAAUCCCCAAGUACCGCCAACGCAGGUGACAGUAACCAAUUUAUUUUAAAAACCGGAAAAAUCUUCAAUUUUCUUAUCUUAAUAGGACUUGCAUAUAUAAAAAACACACAAAAAACUAACAACCAAAGACAAUCUCCUCCUUUUCCUGUCCUCCUCCAUCCAUUUAAAGAUUAUUUACUAAAAAAUUUGGUUCAGGGACACUCACUCACUCCAAAUUCGAACAAAUAUACACUCACGUGCAAUAAAAAAAUACGAAUCUGCAUUUUAUUCGAAAUAUUUUUACGCUAUGUUAAGAAAAUGUGCCUUGAUGUUGUCUAUAGAUGUUAAAUGUUUUAAUAAAAAAAGUUAAUAAAUAAAAUAUAUAACCAGUGAAAGAAAACGCCCAAUUUUUUUA